ACCGAACCGGAGAACCAAACCACAAACCACGUCCAGCAUGAUGGCGAGCAAGGAAGAGGACUCGAAGGCAUUCCCACUGAAACGCAAUGAAGUUUUGAAGUGGAAUGGCUGGGGGUAUAAAGAUUCUAAAUUUGUCUUGCAGGAUAACGGCGUAGUUGCCUUCACGGGUGAUAGGUAUGGUGCACUUGCCGGAGAGCUGCUUCCUAAGCUACGUGAAUGGUUUGAAAAGGAGUGUGGUGCAGAUAUGAAACUAUACUCACCAUCAAGGCCUAAAAUAAACAUUCAAGACUACGAAGAUGUAAAAAUUAAUGAUGCGUUCUUGGAUGCUGCAAAAAGGAACGAUAUUCUAAUUUCUAUGGAAGCAGAGGAAAGGAUUGUACAUGGCCACGGCCAUACCCUACAUGAAAUUUUUGCUCUUAGACAUGGAAAGUUGCAACGGAUUCCAGAUGCAGUAAUUUGGCCUAAGUGUCAUGAAGAAGUGGUGAAAGUUGUCCAACUUGCAUCUCAGUAUAAUGUUUGCCUUAUUCCAUUUGGUGGUGGAACAAGCGUCUCAGGUGCAGUGCAAUGCCCAGAGGAUGAAGCACGCAUGAUAGUGUCAGUUGAUAUGACUAAUAUGGAUAAAAUUUUGUGGGUCGAUGAUGAAAAUUUAACUGCACACAUUGAAGCUGGCAUAAUAGGUCAAGAUUUGGAAAGGAAACUUGAAAAGCAAGGGUUUUGCACAGGUCAUGAACCAGAUUCUAUGGAGUUCAGCUCUCUUGGUGGAUGGGUAGCAACAAGGGCGUCAGGUAUGAAGAAAAACCGAUAUGGAAAUAUUGAGGAUCUCGUCGUGAGAAUAAAAGCAGUGACGCCAAUAGGAACCGUAGAGAAGAGUUGCCAGGUACCAAGAAUGUCUGCUGGUCCAGAUAUACAUCACUUUAUUCUUGGUUCUGAAGGAACGCUAGGCCUAGUCACUGAAGUUACAAUAAAGAUCAGACCAUUGCCAGAAUGUAAAACUUAUGGCUCAGUUAUCUUUCCAGAAUUUGAAGCUGGAAUUGCAUGCCUAAGAGAGAUUGCUAAACUUAAAUGUACACCUGCUUCAAUACGUUUGAUGGAUAAUGCACAAUUUCAGUUUGGGCAGGCUUUGAAGCCUGGAAGUACACCAGUCUGGACAAGGUUUGUUGAUAGUAUCAAAGCAUUCUACUUGCUAAGGUUCAAAAGAUUUGAAGCUUCAAAAAUGUGUGUCUGCACUUUACUUUUUGAAGGGAGUAAAGGUGAGGUUUCUCAGCAACACAUCAUUUACAGCAUUGUGCCAAAGUAUGGGGGAAUACCUGCAGGUGUGACCAAUGGGAAGCGAGGCUACACUCUGACUUUUGUGAUAGCAUAUUUAAGGGACCUUGGAUUUGACUAUCACUUUAUUGCUGAAUCUUUUGAAACAUCUGUUCCUUGGGAUAGAGUGUCUAACCUUUGCAGGAAUGUCAAAGCAUUAUUGGCAAAAAAGUGCUCUGAUUUUAAUAUUAUUCGAAAGCCUUUAGUUACAUGUAGAGUUACCCAGGCGUAUGACAGUGGUGCUUGUGUUUACUUUUACUUUGGAUUUAACUAUUAUGGUAUUGAAAAUCCUGUACUUGUUUAUGAGACAAUUGAGAAUGCUGCUAGAGAUGAGAUUAUUGCCAAUGGAGGAUCUAUCUCACAUCAUCAUGGUAUUGGCAAGAUAAGGAAAAGGUGGCUUGAGUCAACAAUAUCCAACACUGGCACAGAUAUGAUUAGAGCAGUUAAAGAAAAAGUAGAUC
This is a messenger RNA of Rhopilema esculentum, 1766 nucleotides long. Its product is annotated as alkyldihydroxyacetonephosphate synthase, peroxisomal-like. Gene Ontology annotation, biological process: lipid biosynthetic process. The record is from RefSeq and is a predicted model, not a curated record. Gene Ontology annotation, cellular component: peroxisome. NCBI's taxonomy places the organism in Eukaryota, Metazoa, Cnidaria, Scyphozoa, Rhizostomeae, Rhizostomatidae. Gene Ontology annotation, molecular function: FAD binding; alkylglycerone-phosphate synthase activity.